GUUGCCGACGAAAACACUCGGCGCACGUCGACGCAUGCCGCGACACGAGACGCGACCACUUCUGCACCGGCGCGUGGAUCUGAGAAGCAUGGAAGCCCUGGACAGUGCACCACCGAGGCCUGUUGCGCGCAUCGUCGGUCGAGGCGAGCACGUCGUCGAUGAGAACGGCAAGGUGCACGAGGACACCCCCAUUGGGUCAUACAACAUCAGGCGGACAGGCGGCAAUUGGCGCAAGAUCUAUUGGGACGACCUCUUCCACACGAUUAUCAACACCCGCACAAGCCGAGUCAUCGCUGGUGUCUUCGGCGCGUACGCAAUCGUGAUCUUCCUCUUUGCGCUGUGCUACCGCUACGUAUCUGUGAACGACCCCACGUGCAACGUCGGCGUCACGACGAUCAUGGAAGCGUACAUCUUUUCCGUCGAAACCAUUAUGACGAUUGGAUAUGGAGCUCCAUCCAACGACAUCUUCUACGGCGGAUGCGGCUCCAUGGCGGUGAUCCUGACCCUCGAGUCGUUUUCUGGCAUCUUUCUCGAUGCCGUGUGCAUCGGCAUGUUCUUCGUUCGCUUUUCCCGCGCCACGACGCGGGCAUGCUCCAUCAUUUUUUCAAACUUUGCCGUCAUCCGCAAGAUCCGCGGCGACUACUACUUCAUGUUCCAGGUGUGCGAGCGCAGGAAGCACCAGCUGGCCGAGGCGCAUGUGCGGUGCUACGCGGUGCGACACGAGUUCGACGUGAGCAAGGAUGGCGUGGCGGAAGAGACGGCGCUCUUCCAGACGCACCACAUGCGUCUUCAGCAGCCUGACGACGACAUCGGCGCCUUUCUCCUCAUGGCGCUGCCUCAAGUUGUGGUCCACCGGAUCGACCCGUGGAGUCCGUUCUUCCCGCGCGAAUGCCUUCCUUCGGACUACCAUGCCACGACAUGCCCUGCAUUUCCAGACCCAUCGCAGCGUGCGAUCGAUCACGAGAACGGGAACAGAGACUACCACGCGGACGCAACCGUGCCGACCAAGCCGACGCAAGCGCAGAUCGACCGGCAUUUGCGUCGCUCCGAACUGGAAGUCGUUGUGAUUCUUGAAGGCACGGACAGCACGACAGGCAACACGAUGCAGGUGACCGCGCUCAUCCGCCUCCCUCCGACUCGAGCAUGGAUGGACGUAGGCCCGGUUCUCCUACACAGUCCACGACAUGUCGUGGAAUCAUACAUUCGCGCGGUGCGUAAGUCGCGACCCCGUGACGAAUGGCGCCCACAUCGACUUUGACAAGUUCCACGACGUCCGCGCCGCGCCCGCCGACUGCGCGCGCGACACGUCCGUCAGUGUCUUUUGAGCGUUGUGGCAGCUCCUACGUGAAAUAGUGUGCAACCUACUCGAAAUAGUGUUGCCUGCCCCGUGGAUGAAAAUAGUGUGCUGUGGCAAAUAGUGUGAGCAAGCCAAUCGCGUGAAAGUUCGGUUUAAAAAUUCGAAUUGAAGUGGCGCCCCCGUGUAUUUUUAUUAUGCCA
This is a messenger RNA of Aphanomyces invadans, 1497 nucleotides long. RefSeq lists its product as hypothetical. Gene Ontology annotation, molecular function: inward rectifier potassium channel activity. NCBI's taxonomy places the organism in Eukaryota, Oomycota, Saprolegniomycetes, Saprolegniales, Verrucalvaceae. Gene Ontology annotation, cellular component: plasma membrane. Gene Ontology annotation, biological process: regulation of monoatomic ion transmembrane transport; potassium ion import across plasma membrane. The record is from RefSeq and is a predicted model, not a curated record. Bases 35 to 1258 code for a protein of 407 amino acids. The transcript is spliced from 8 exons.